Messenger RNA from Trypanosoma grayi, 400 nucleotides. Its product is annotated as putative delta-1-pyrroline-5-carboxylate dehydrogenase. Lineage: Eukaryota; Euglenozoa; Kinetoplastea; Trypanosomatida; Trypanosomatidae. The record is from RefSeq and is a predicted model, not a curated record. The transcript has a single exon. The annotation marks the transcript as partial.
AUGGCGGUGUUGGUGGAGCGUCGUCUCCGCGCGAUGGAGGACUACUUCGUGCAGAGCCUGCGCCAGUCGUAUGAGUUCCACCAGCCGCUGCGCGUCCGCAACGCAGAGGACAUGGGCGCCUUCCAGAACGACGUCGUUGAUGCGGCGUCGUCGGCGCUGGCGGCGAAGCUGCUCGACGCAAACGGGGCGCAGUUGCCGGCGUGGUUGCAAGAGGCCCUCACGCCGCACGUGUCGGAGGUCGAGGAGGAGCUGCGCGCCGCCGCAGACCGAGAAGCGGCGGCAGCGGCAGCAGCAGCAGAAUCAACAAAAGAAGAAUCAGGGGAAAUGGAGGAGGAGGUGGAGGAGAACGAUGACAUGGAUGAUGGCGAUGGUGAAGUGGAUGAGGAUGGGGAGGAGGAGG